AUGAUAAUUCCAGAGAAGAACCGUAAAGAGAUCUGCAAAUACCUCUUCCAAGAGGGAGUUUGCUAUGCGAAGAAGGACUUCAACCUUGCAAAGCACCCAGAGAUCGAUGUUCCAAAUCUGCAGGUGAUUAAGCUGAUGCAGAGCUUCAAGUCGAAGGAGUACGUGCAUUGUGCCCGCUACUUUGAAGAAGUCUUCACCAUGUUGAAGAACACCAUCCUCUGGUGCAAAGAUUUCAGAAUCGAGUCCCUGGUUGAAGAAGAUCUGGGGACUGAGCUCGAUAAGGUGGUUUUCAUGCAUGGAUUCGACAAAGAAGGACACCCAGUUUGCUACAACGCUUAUGGGGAGUUUCAGAACAAGGAUUUGUAUCACAACACCUUUUCUGAUGAAGAAAAGAGACAGAAGUUCAUCCGAUGGAGGAUUCAGUUCUUGGAGAAGAGCAUCAGGAAGCUUGAUUUCAGCCCAGAUGGGAUAUGCACUUUUGUUCAGGUCAAUGAUCUCAAGAACUCUCCAGGACCCUUCAAGAGGGAGCUCAGAACAUCCACCAAUCAAGCCCUCCAAUUGCUUCAGGAUAAUUACCCUGAGUUUGUCGCCAAACAGAUGUUCAUCAAUGUUCCAUGGUGGUACCUGGCCUUCUAUAGAAUGAUCAGUCCUUUCUUCACCCAAAGGACCAAGAGCAAGUUUGUGUUUGCAGGCCCUUCCAAAUCUACUGAAACCCUCUUCAAAUACACCGCGCCUGAACAAGUACCAGUACAGUAUGGGGGGCUUAGCAGGGACGGCGAACAAGAAUUCACCACUGCUGAUGUUGUCACAGAGGAGACUAUCAAGCCCGCAAGCAAACACACCGUUGAAUUCCCAGUUUCUGAGGCUUGUACUUUGGUUUGGGAAGUGAGAGUGAUUGGAUGGGAUGUGUGCUAUGGAGCUGAAUUUGUGCCUGGUUCUGAAGGCGGAUACACGGUGAUUAUACAGAAGUCGAGGAAGAUUGUACCAGCCGACGAAACCGUGGUCUCUGGAAGCUUCAAGAUUGGGGAAAGUGGGAAAGUUGUGCUCACAUUUAACAACCAAACCUCAAAGAAGAAGAAGCUACUCUACAGGUCCAAGACCAAGCCUUCUUCUGAUUAAAGAGCUCAAGAAU
Camellia sinensis is the source of this 1132-nucleotide messenger RNA. The record is from RefSeq and is a predicted model, not a curated record. NCBI's taxonomy places the organism in Eukaryota, Viridiplantae, Streptophyta, Magnoliopsida, Ericales, Theaceae.